GUAUCGUGGUGCUUCACCGGAAGUGGUUCACUCUAAACAGUGAAUUAACGGUCGCUCUGUUAUCCGUUAGUUUUUUUCAACAUCCACUUGUAAUCCCACUGAGUAGAUAUCUGUAUAAUCGUGUUUUGAUUGUCACGUUUUACUCAAAUAGUUUUUAAAAUAUAAAUUUUCCUGAUUUAGCGUCGUUUAGGCUGCUUAGCUGCCGACGUUAGCUUGACCAUCUGUUAGCUUGAAGCAGUCACGAUGAUGAAGAUAAAUAACCGAAGGAGAGAGACAGAUUGACGGGGAGGAGGCUGGCUGUUUGUUUCUGAAGUAGCAUCUAAAAUGUCAUCGCUGGAGGAUCUGAGAUUAAAAUCGUCCGAUGAAUCAACCAAAACUAACGAUGUCCAGCAGCUGAAAAUAAUCAAAGAGGAGCAGGCCCGCAGUCCCAAAGUGGACCAGGAUGACCAGAACCACCCACAGAUUAAAGAAGAGCAGGAGGAAGCGGAGAUUUUUGAGUUCCAAUUUAAUACCAUCAAGACUGAAGAGAAUGAAGAGAAAUCUCAGUCUACAAAGCUUCAUCAAACCCUGACUGAAGAGAAAGGAUACUUUAUUGGACCAGAACCAGAUGAAUGUUCAGAAUCCGAUCAUGAAGAAAAAAGUUCUGGUUCUUCAGAGACAGAUGUCAGCGAUGGAAACUGGGAGGAGAGCAGUGAACCACAGUCAAGUUUAAAAUCAGAUGAUAUAAUCUGUGACAUCGAGUAUAAACUACACACCUGCAGUGAUUGUGGGAAAGCAUUCAGCCGCAGGGAACGUCUGUUGAGACACAGAAAAGUCCACACAGGAGGGAGACCCUUCAGCUGCUCUUUUUGUGAUGCAACUUUUAAAAGAAAGUAUACUUUAGUGCAACACCUGAGAACCCAUACAGGCGAGAAACCAUUCAGCUGCUCCAUCUGUGGCCAGAGCUACCGACACAGUGUGGGACUGAGCCGCCACAUGAGGAGCCACACAGGGGAAAAACCGUACACCUGCUCCUUCUGUAAGGCCACCUUCAGAUGGAAGAACACUUUCCUGGAGCAUACGAGGAUCCACACGGGGGAAAAACCCUUUAGCUGUGCCGUCUGUAACGCAACAUUCACAUGGAAGAAUUCCUAUGUGGAACACAUGAGAAUUCAUACAGGAGAGAGACCCUAUGGCUGCACUCAGUGUGAUGCAUCCUUCAAAAGAAAAUAUACUCUAAAGCAGCACAUGAGAACCCACACGGGUGAGAAACCUUUCAUUUGCUCCAUCUGCAGUCAGAGUUAUCGACAUAACGCAGGUUUGAACCGUCAUAUGAGGAGUCACACAGGGGAGAAACCUUACACCUGCACCAUGUGCAAGGCUGCUUUUAAAUGGAAGAACGCUCUGAUGGAGCACACGAGAAUCCACACAGGAGAAAAACCUUUCAACUGCUCUGUCUGUGCAGCAGCUUUUAGGAGGAAACAGGAUUUUGUGAACCACACAAGAGUUCACAGCGGAGAAAAAGCCUUUAGUUGUUCCGUUUGCGGUCAAGGAUUCAGCAAAACCUUGUAUUUAAAUUCUCACAUGAGAAUUCAUGAAGGACAGGAACCGUUGUGCCCUGCUGUCUGAUGACUAAAAGAAUCACCCUAAAUGUCUUCGAAGCAGCAGAUGAGACUAUUUAAAAGGUAAAAAAACCCUCAAAAAUAUUGCUUUAAUAUUGCAGAAAGAAGCAAAACCACUGGCUGUGGGGAUUUUAUUAAAGUGGCAUGAAUUUAUUGAUGUUCAUAAAAAAAAUCCAACUUUUUUGGUAAUUGGAUGUAGUCAGUUUUAUAAAAAUUAAAUCUCAAUCGGGAAUAUGAAACUCCAGUUCUUCAGCCAAGGUACUUUUUUAAGACCCUUAUCAAUUAAAUUGUUAGCUGGACUCUGUAGAACUGGAAAAUUACAGAUGUUCCCUCAAACUGGACAUUAAACAUACAGGGAUUAGGAUGCAAUUCCUUCUUGUGAAAGUUUUUCUCAUUCAGUUUCAAUUCAAUGACUCAGUGCAAUGAAUUGCACCCGAUCAUUGCCUUCUCCGUGUGAAAUCACUGAUGUGCUAUUUGUGGAAGCAUUGCAUCGUUCCAAGUUCAUCAUGACUCAGUUUUACUUCAUGUUUGUGCCAAGAACAAAACUGUAGAACCCAUUUCUAAUGUGAAAUAAACUUGAGCUGUAUAUUACGAA
This is a messenger RNA of Gambusia affinis (western mosquitofish), 2196 nucleotides long. Its product is annotated as gastrula zinc finger protein XlCGF52.1-like. Lineage: Eukaryota; Metazoa; Chordata; Actinopteri; Cyprinodontiformes; Poeciliidae. Gene Ontology annotation, cellular component: nucleus. The record is from RefSeq and is a predicted model, not a curated record. The transcript is spliced from 2 exons. Bases 325 to 1608 code for a protein of 427 amino acids.